AUGAAUAUAGAAAGAGAAACACACUCUUUUGUACAUGCAGAAAAGGUUAUAGGAAGAGAUAAUGAUAAAAACAAAGUUGUAGAUCUUUUGUUGGACUCAAAUGUUGAUGAGAAUGUUUCAGUCAUUUCCAUAUUUGGCUUUGGAGGAUUAGGAAAGACUACACUUGCUCAGCUUUUAUACAAUGAUGAGAAUAUCAUAAAACAUUUUCAAUUAAAGAUGUGGGUGUGUGUAUCUAACGACUUUAAGGUGAAAAUAAUUGUGGAAAAGAUCUUAAAAUCUGCAACUAGUAAGAAACCUGAAGGACUUGAAUUAGAUCAAUUACAAGAAUCCCUUCGAAAUAAAAUUAAUGGGAAAAAAUAUUUACUAGUUUUGGAUGACAUAUGGAAUGAGGAUCCCAAGAAAUGGGAUGAAUUAAAAAAUUUGUUAAUGGACGGAGAGAGAGGAAGUAAGAUAUUGGUCACUACACGUAGUGAGCAAAUUGCUAGGGUUACUAGUAAAAUUAAAUCUUAUAUCUAUCCCUUGAGAGGACUUGAUGAAAAAAAGUCUUGGUCUUUGUUCACACAAAAAGCCUUUGAAAAUGGGAUAGAGCCUAAAGAUUCAAAACUAGUAGAGUUUGGAAAGGGGAUUGUAGCAAAGUGUGGAGUAGUACCUCUUGUAAUAAUGACAAUAGGGCAAUUACUUUAUGGUAAUAAUAAUGAAGAUGAUUGGUUACAUUUCAAGGAUUCUGAAAUGUCAAAAGUGUUUAAAGAAGAAAGUGAUAUUUUGCCAUUGCUCAAGUUUAGUUAUGAUCACCUCCCCUCAUAUUUGAAACAAUGUUUUACUUACUGUGCAUUAUUUUCAAGAGAUUAUAAAAUUAAGAAGCAAAAAUUAAUUUGUUUAUGGAUGGCACAAGGGUUUCUUCAGGCAUCAAACAAGGAAUGUCUAGAAGAUGUUGGUAAUAAGUAUUUUAUGGCUUUAAUUUUGAGGUCUUUUUUGCAAGAUCCUGAAUAUGAUGAAUGGGGUAAUGUAAUUGCAUGUAAGAUGCAUGGUCUUAUGCGCGACCUUGCACAAUUAGUUGCGGGAAUUGAAUGCACCAUAGAAAUUGUUAAUAGGGUUAAAAUGUAG
Messenger RNA from Pistacia vera, 1104 nucleotides. Its product is annotated as putative disease resistance protein RGA3. Bases 1 to 1104 code for a protein of 367 amino acids. The record is from RefSeq and is a predicted model, not a curated record. Gene Ontology annotation, biological process: defense response to other organism. Lineage: Eukaryota; Viridiplantae; Streptophyta; Magnoliopsida; Sapindales; Anacardiaceae. The transcript has a single exon. Gene Ontology annotation, molecular function: ADP binding.